UAAGAAAAAUUAGAUAUUAAAAAAUUCUUCAAUUAAAAAAUGGAGUACUAUAUGAAACGUGCCGGGAGGCUUUGUUUUCCUCCUUCCUUUUCUCGCCAACGAUGAACUCUACACCAGACUUCACUCAAGAUGACUCCGGCGGUAGCGACUCCGACUCCAACGCCGGCGAUUCACCGGACUACUACCUCCCUAUCUCCGCCACCACCGAAGACGACGGCAAUUUCUCCGAUCACACCUCCGACCACGAUCACAGUGAAAGCCCUUCCUUUCAUCCCCUAUCCAACGGCUACGCUAAUUGCGUCGAAAACGGCGUCGCAUCGCUGGAUCUGACCGACGAUGAAGAAGAGGAGACGGCGAUAAUCACGUCGGAAACGGCGAUCCAGAGAGCGUUUAUUGAGGAUGAGAACAGGCGAAACGCGCCGUUGCCGGCGGAGAAUGCGACGAGAGUGAUGGAAGCGAUGCGAGGGAUUUCGUUUGCUGGAGUGGCCCCGGAUUGGUCGGGUCGGGUCAGGGAAGACAUGUGGAUUGAUCAGUUGAGGAAUAUGAGAAGACAAUCGAUCUCUGAUGCUACUGCUAACAGGCCUGGUUAAAGAUAAUCAUUUUUAAGUGGUAAAUUGGAGUACAGGACUAUAUGCUGGACUGAUGGCUUAUUGUAGUCAUGUUUUUGUAAUCUUCUAUAACUACGGCACUCCGGUUUUCAGUUACACAGCCUUCUUUUAUAGGAAAAAUCUUCCAUUGUUUCUGGUUUUUAUAGCACUCAACCACAAGGGAUAAGAGAGAACACACUAGAAAAACUGUUAUAGUUGGGGGUCUGGGGGGAAUUGGAUGGGAAGUGGGGAAACCGGAAAGGACUUUAUUCCGUUAUAUUGAAGAUUUUAGUUUAUAUUUUUUCCACAA
Messenger RNA from Daucus carota subsp. sativus, 897 nucleotides. RefSeq lists its product as uncharacterized. The transcript is spliced from 3 exons. The record is from RefSeq and is a predicted model, not a curated record. NCBI's taxonomy places the organism in Eukaryota, Viridiplantae, Streptophyta, Magnoliopsida, Apiales, Apiaceae. The coding region runs from base 102 to 590 and encodes 162 amino acids.